UGCGCGAGUUGCUGGGGACCGUGGCGGCGGGCGCGCGCGAGGGCGGAUCGGAAGUCGCCGCAGGCCCAGAAGGACGUAAACCCUUCGCCCGCAGCGUCCUUGUUUCUCUUUGCGAACUUCUGGGCUUCUCUGCUCUUCCAAGAAUCAUUCUUGCUUGGGGCCUGGGAGCUGGCGUCCGGUCCACGAUGAGCUGUAAGGGAAAGAAUAUGAUGGAGAUGAUGAAGUUCCUUAGCAGUCAUCGCGAUUUUGACAGAGUUUUGGACAAGGUGAAUUUAGUCUCUGCUGUCCCUGGGAAAAUGAUCUGUGAAAUGAAAGUGGAAGAGCAGCACACGAAUAAAAUGGGCACUCUCCAUGGUGGCAUGACAGCCACCCUAGUGGAUUGCAUAUCGACAUUUGCUCUGAUAUGCUCAGAGAGAGGAGUACCUGGAGUCAGCGUCGAUAUGAACAUAACGUACAUGUCACCUGCUAAAAUUGGAGAUGAUAUAGUGAUUACAGCACAUAUUCUGAAGCAAGGAAAAACACUUGCCUUUGCCUCUGUGGAUCUGACGAACAAGGCCACGGGAAAAUUAAUAGCACAAGGCAGACACACAAAACACCUGGGAAACUGAGAACAGCAGUGUAACCUACAGAAACCCAAAAAUGAAUGUCCACUUGGACUUGAACAAAUAUUCAUUCUCAAAAUAAAUUAGCACAACCAGAA
Messenger RNA from Vicugna pacos (alpaca), 700 nucleotides. It is a transcript of the gene ACOT13, whose product is annotated as acyl-CoA thioesterase 13. The record is from RefSeq and is a predicted model, not a curated record. NCBI's taxonomy places the organism in Eukaryota, Metazoa, Chordata, Mammalia, Artiodactyla, Camelidae. Gene Ontology annotation, molecular function: fatty acyl-CoA hydrolase activity.